CCCGAGUUAUUUUACGUUAAUAUCUUAUCAAUACAAUGGUGUAGCAACUUGGUGAUGUGGAAAUUUCAGUGGUCUAAUGUAGAUUGUUUUAGAUAUGGAUGAAGUUAAAUCAAAGUCCUGCGCAUGUAAAGGAUGCAGAACAUGCAUUGUAUGUGAAGGAACCAAUGGAAGAAAUGUAAAGAAUCAAGCUGAUGACUUGAUAAAGGAUUUGAAUGAAAUGGAAUAUCUACCUUCCAUAAAGAUGUGUGUCUCUCAAUUAAAACCCAAUGGAGAAUUUGUGGGGUUUUCUUUUCCUGGAGUUGCAGUGUUUCCAGAUUUUAUUUCAGAGAAUGAAGAGAAGGACUUAGUCAAUGCAAUUAACUCUGGCCAGUGGAAAGACUCGCAAUCUGGUAGAAGAAAACAAGACUUUGGCCCCAAAGUUAAUUUUAAACGGCAAAAAGUGAAACUCGCUUCAUUUACUGGUUUACCAAAGUAUUCAAAAUGUAUAGAUGAGAGGAUUAAAACUUUGAAAGGAUUGGAAAGUUUUGAAACUGUGGAACAAUGUAAUUUGGAGUAUGAUCCUAACAGAGGGUCUUCAAUUGAUCCUCAUUUUGACGAUGAGUGGCUGUGGGGAGAAAGGCUUUUAUCUUUGAAUUUACUUGCUGAUUCAUGGUUCACCAUGACUACAGAUGAUUCAACAGAAUGUCAACUAUCAGUGAUAAAAACACCUGAUGUGCAAAUUAGCAGAACAGGUGUAAAACAAAUAAAAAUGGAUAAAGAUGAUAUAUUUCACAUGAAUGAUUUUCAAGUUAAAAUUCCGUUAAAAAGACGUUCAUUGGUCAUGUUGUCAGGAGAUGCUAGGUUUAAAUGGAAACAUUCAAUUCAAAGGCAAGACAUCAAGAGCAAACGAAUGUGUUGCACUUUACGUGAGUUAUCACCAGAGUUCCAAACUGGUGGCAAGCAGGAACACCUUGGCAGACAGUUAUUGGACAUUGCUUCUACUUUUUCAGGGGAAGUUGUUUUAUGAUGUAGUGUAUAACUUUUUUUAACAUUAAAUAAUAUUUUUAGUCUUCUGCUGAAGUAUAACACAAUAUAUAAGUAAAAAAUUGUUCUGGUAAAACACAGGAUUCUUGCUUCCAUUAUUUGCCAUCGCAGAACACAAAACACAGACUGACCUAAUAGAUAAAAAAAAGUCUGACUGAAUGGCAAGCAAA
Molecule: messenger RNA, 1193 nt
Organism: Ciona intestinalis (vase tunicate)
Lineage: Eukaryota; Metazoa; Chordata; Ascidiacea; Phlebobranchia; Cionidae
Product: alpha-ketoglutarate-dependent dioxygenase alkB homolog 4-like
Biological process (GO): demethylation
Molecular function (GO): oxidoreductase activity; demethylase activity
Source: RefSeq, a predicted model, not a curated record